AUGGAUGGCUUAAGUUUUACGGAAACUAAGUUCAAUGAUGAAGGGCAUAAAUCCCGGGCUAGUCCACUUGGGGCACUCGGGGCUCAGAUAACUCCCCACGACCCUAGAGUUAAGAAGCUCCACCAGUGGCGCGUACUUAACACACCUCGGAGUCUUGUACUGGUUAAUCGACGCCCCUUGGCUAAUCGCAUAGUCCAUCAGUUUAUCAAACGUCCCACUCUCCACUACCUUGAUCUCCAGUGGCCCAAUCGCCUCAAACACUCGAUUCUGCCUGUACACCGUGUCCAGCGAAUCCUCCACCGCCAGGCAGCACUCCUCCAGCACCGAUCCCGGAAUUCCCUCCGACCCUUGCCCGAGCUCCCAGUAAAGCACAUAAUGCCCCGGGACAGUGUUCGUGUCCGCAUAGCUCGUGUACUCAAUCAAACGGGCCCCAAAUGGUGCCAGGUGUCCCGCUGCACUCCGCACCGCAUUCUGCAGCUCCACCUCCCCCGUCUUGUCCGUGUCGAUGCUCAGCACCACGUUUUUGCGGCACACGAAGUUGAACUGAGGGGCGUUGUUCUUGAAUCCCGCCACGCGCAGCACGUCCCCGACUCUAUACCUUCCUUCUUGUUGCGGUUGACCGUAGCACAUGGUGGGGAUGAGGGUGUAGGCGACUUCGCUGGGCUUGCAGAGCGGGUCGAGAUUCACUCCAAAGUAGCACUCGGAGGAGGCGUACAUGGUGCAGACGAGGGGGAGGCCGCCGCCCGUGUAAAACUCGAGUGUCGGGAUGUACUGGGACAUGGUCCCGGUUACUAUAACGUCCACGUAUUUCGUAUUUGGCCAGAUGCGGGUGAUUAUCCCCUGCCACGAGUCCCGGCCACCGCACUCGGUUUCCACGAAGGCGGCGAGAUCCGGGUCGGGUUUGAGGAUCCGGGUCACGGCUUCCCGGACAGACGGGUCGGUUAUGAGCGGGUUGAUGGUUCCGACGGCGCCGACGCGGAGGACUUCGAGGCGCUGGCAGAGGCCGCAGAGCAUCUGGGCGUACAUGCUUUGGUAGGAGUCUGGGCAGAGGAUGGCCUCGUUGGGGGAGGUGUAGUUGGUGUAAGGGUCGAAGGGGCGGUUUUUGAAGUGGGUGGAUUUGUAGUAGCUGGUGAGGACGGGGCGGGCGGGGAGGCCGCCGGGGGUUUUGGUCUCGCAUUUGAUGAAGAGGAAGCUGUAGAGAAGGGACCUCCGCCCCAUCUCCUCUUCGAUCGUCGGCAUCAUCUUGCGUUCACCGGCAGAUGUCCCCGAACUGCAUCCAUCCCCACACACAUAUAUAUUAAAGAACUCGAAGAUGGGUUGGGAGCAGAGAAUGGGGGAGGUGUCGCCGUUGGCUAUGCGGUUGAUAUCAGGCAGGAUGUCAUCGUAGGAGACGACGGGCAAAAUUUUCUUGAAAGUUUCGCGGUCGGUCCUCCCGUCGAGGGCGUGCCUCUUCAGGUACUCGACAUCGGCAUUCCUGGAGAGUAUCUCGGACAAGACACGCUUUUGGACCUCGUCGGCGUUCUUGGUCACGUCCUCGAUGUACUCCAGUUUCUUUCGGUUGUUCUCGGUCAUGCUCUGCUCGCCGGAUUCUUUGGGCGCCUCAGGCAUAAUGCUAAUAUUAUUUAUUAUUAUUAUAUUAUUAAUAUCUGGUAG
Striga asiatica is the source of this 1653-nucleotide messenger RNA. NCBI's taxonomy places the organism in Eukaryota, Viridiplantae, Streptophyta, Magnoliopsida, Lamiales, Orobanchaceae. The record is from the annotation of a GenBank genome assembly.